Molecule: messenger RNA, 1284 nt
Organism: Penicillium odoratum
Lineage: Eukaryota; Fungi; Ascomycota; Eurotiomycetes; Eurotiales; Aspergillaceae
Exons: 6
Coding region: 1-1284 (427 amino acids)
Biological process (GO): phospholipid biosynthetic process
Cellular component (GO): membrane
Molecular function (GO): phosphotransferase activity, for other substituted phosphate groups
Source: RefSeq, a predicted model, not a curated record
AUGGACGUCAUUCAGCGAAUGGUCCAAGAGACCCAAGAUUCCCUAUCCGAUGAUGCGCUUUUACCCCUUAAGUCUUACAAGUACUCGAGUGUUGACAAGUCCCCUAUCUCGAAUUACAUUCUCAGACACUACUGGAAUGCUUUCGUUGAGCUUCUGCCCAUGUGGAUGGCGCCGAACAUGGUGACCCUGCUCGGGUUCAUGUGGAUUGUGGCGAACGUCUUGUUGAUUGUGAUCUAUAUGCCUGAUCUUUUGGGACCGGCCCCUGCAUGGCUGUACUUCAGUUUCGCCCUCGGCAUGUGGAUGUACUCCACUCUGGAUAAUGUGGAUGGCAAACAGGCUCGGAGAACGGGAACUUCCAGCGGGCUGGGAGAAUUAUUUGAUCACGGAAUUGAUUCCCUGAACUGUACCCUGGCUAGUUUGUUGGAGACUGCUGCCAUGGGAUUCGGUGCUUCCCAGCUUGGUGCCUACACCGCACUUGUUCCUUGUCUCGCGAUGUACUUCUCGACAUGGGAGACCUUCCACACGCACACACUUUAUCUCGGCUACUUUAAUGGACCUACCGAAGGUCUCCUCAUCGCCAUUAGCAUUAUGAUUGCGUCCGGUAUUUGGGGACCGGGUAUCUGGGCGCAGCCGAUUACCGAUUUGAUCAACCUCCCGCAGAUCUUCGGCACCAACUCCGUCAAGGACCUCUGGGUGCCGAUUCUUGUUGGUGGUUUCCUCUUGGGCCACCUCCCAGGUUGUGUUAUGAACGUGUAUGCCGCGCGCAAGAAGCAGGGUCUGCCGUUCACCCCUCUUCUCAAGGAGUGGGUGCCUAUGAUUAUGUUCACUCUGUGCAACGUCGCCUGGCUGUUCUCGCCUUACUCGCACCUUCUCACUGAUAACCACCUGGUUCUUUACUGCUGGGUUAUCUCCUUCGUCUUCGGCCGCAUGACCACCAUGAUCAUCCUGGCCCACCUGCUGCGCCAGCCCUUUCCCUUCUGGACCGUUCUGCAGGCCCCUCUCAUCGGCGGUGCCGUGUUGGCAAACUUGCCUCGCCUCGGUCUCCCGAUGGUCAGCGCAUGGGUGGAGGUCUUGUACCUGCGCCUGUACUUGGUGUUUGCCUUUGUAAUUUACAUGCACUGGGCCGUUCUGGUCAUCAACCGGAUCACCACGUUCCUCGGCAUCAACUGUCUCACCAUCCGCAAGGACCGAUCUAUCGCUCGGGACAGGGUUUACCGUGACUUUGGUGAAGCUGGCCUGGGCUCCUCUAACAACACUGAGGAGGGUGGUUAUAAGCACCAUUGA